Messenger RNA from Conger conger (European conger), 2193 nucleotides. It is a transcript of the gene fsta, whose product is annotated as follistatin a. The record is from RefSeq and is a predicted model, not a curated record. Bases 67 to 1116 code for a protein of 349 amino acids. Gene Ontology annotation, molecular function: activin binding; protein binding. The transcript is spliced from 6 exons. NCBI's taxonomy places the organism in Eukaryota, Metazoa, Chordata, Actinopteri, Anguilliformes, Congridae. Gene Ontology annotation, biological process: regulation of BMP signaling pathway; negative regulation of activin receptor signaling pathway; cell differentiation.
UGCCAUCUUAAGAAGAUUACUUUACCGCUGCCUGUUCCAAUAAUACUCGCUUACUUUGCCCCCAACAUGCUAAGGAUGCUAACGCAACGCCAGCUCCACCCGGGCAUGUUUUUCUUACUCAUGUGGCUGUGUCAUUUCAUUGACGAUCAGAAAGUGCACGCUGGUAACUGCUGGCUACAGCAGGGGAGUAACGGGAGGUGCCAGUUCCUCUACAUGCCGGGAAUGAGCAGAGAAGAGUGCUGUAGAGGAGGCCGACUAGGGACUUCGUGGACCGAAGAAGACGUGCCGAAUAGCACGCUGUUUAGGUGGAUGAUCUUCAAUGGUGGAGCCCCAAACUGCAUGCCCUGCAAAGAAACAUGUGACAACGUGGACUGCGGUCCGGGAAAACGGUGUAAAAUGAACAAGCGGGGCAAGCCUCGCUGCGUCUGCGCCCCAGACUGUUCAAACGUGACCUGGAAGGGACCAGUCUGCGGUUCUGACGGGAAGACCUACAGAGACGAGUGCGCCCUGCUCAAAGCGCAGUGCAGAGGUCACCCAGAUCUUGAGGUGCAAUACCAGGGCAAAUGCAAGAAGACAUGCCGUGACGUUUUGUGCCCGGGGAGUUCUACGUGCGUAGUGGACCAGACCAACAACGCCUAUUGUGUGACAUGCAAUCGGAUUUGUCCGGAAGUGACAUCACCUGAACAGUACCUGUGUGGAAACGACGGCAUCAUCUACGCCAGCGCGUGUCACUUGAGAAGGGCGACGUGCCUUGUCGGCAGAUCAAUUGGAGUUGCAUACGAGGGGAAAUGCAUUAAGGCCAAGUCGUGCGACGACAUUCGCUGCAGCGCGGGGAAGAAGUGCCUGUGGGACGCGCGUAUGAGCCGAGGCCGCUGCUCGGCGUGCGGCGAGGCGUGCGCGGACAGCCGCUCAGACCAGGCGGUGUGCGCCAGCGAUAACACCACGUACCGCAGCGAGUGCGUCAUGAAGCAGGCCGCCUGCGCUCAGCGCCUCCUCCUGGAAGUCAAGCACUCUGGGUCUUGCAACUCCAUCAAUGAAGACCAGGAGGAUGAGGAGGAAGACGAAGACCAGGACUACAUGGCUUAUAUCCACUUUUCAUCGUUACUGCAUGGAUAAAAUGCCACCACUAUCGGUACCGUCCUAGAGCAAGGAAUCAUGUCCAUACUGUACAUAUGUGUAUGCUUAUUUAUUUUUUAAGACAAAAAAAGAAAAGUAUACAUAUAGUUUGGUCUGCUAGAUGUUUAUUUAUACUGUGUUUUGUGUUUUAUAAUUUAUACAUCUAUGAUGUCUGGCUGACUCUACCAUUUUAUUUUGUUUUUUCACUCGUUUUUUCAUUGUCGUUUCCUUUCUUUUUUAUUAUGAAGAAAUAUAUUUGUCCAAAGAGAAGCAGUGUUAUUUAUUGUGUGGUACAAUGCUGCCAUGUAAAGUAUAAAUCUUCUGCAAGCUGUAAAUUGCAUUCCGUGAGCUGUAGAAAUCUGCUUAUUGCUUAUCAUUCUCUAUUUUUCAGAUGUUUAUUUUACAAAUAAAUGCAUGUUAGCCUGUGUGUUUUAUUUAUUGGGGAAUCUGUCGUUCACUAUUGUACAUACAUCUUUCUGGUUUUGUUUACAGUUGAUUAUAACUGACCAAAGGGACUCUCUCACUGGUUCUGCAAAAGUACUUUAUAUGGUGCAGCACAGUAACAUUAAAAAUGAGCCUUUUUUCCCCCUUAAAGUAGGCCAAUUUUAUUUGUUUGUUUCUUUGUUUUUGGGUUUGUGUGUCCUGAAGACAGCAGUCUAAUGCAGACAGUAGCAGUAUUCAGUAGCAGUAUUCUGUGUUUUCCACAUUCAAAUAUCAAUGGCUUUGGGAAGAUACUUGAUUUUUGUCAAAGAUGUGCCAUUAACGUUUGCCUUUUCCCCCAAUGCAAUUUUGCAUAAUAUUCCUUAUCCAAUAUUCUGCUCCAUAUAGCUCUUGCAGAGCUCCUAGAUUACGUGGAUAUACUAUGCUAAGUAACACUAUAUCAGCCUUUAUCAAUUUACUUUUUUCACAUUGUUUUAAACAUGAUUUUUUUUUUCAAGCAUCACAAGAUAAAACAUAAAACCAGUUUGAAAUAUAUAGUUUUGUAUUUUUUUAUGUAAAUGUCAAAUGUAUAUAAAACGUUAUGAUGGUAUUUGUACAGAUAUGAAGAGUGAAAAUAAAACAAAUUUUCCCUUAUAA